Messenger RNA from Spodoptera litura, 6130 nucleotides. RefSeq lists its product as uncharacterized. Gene Ontology annotation, molecular function: protein binding. NCBI's taxonomy places the organism in Eukaryota, Metazoa, Arthropoda, Insecta, Lepidoptera, Noctuidae. The record is from RefSeq and is a predicted model, not a curated record.
AUAAACAAGCGGCAUUCUGGCAUAAAGUAAUCGAAAACGAAUAGUUGUUGAUUCUGAUGGUUACAUUAUUUAAUGGUAUAUAAAUGGUAUAACUUGAUAUGAAGUAGAACAAAAAUGGAAUGUACUCAAAGGUUGGAGUGUACUCAAGAAUUAAACAACACACAAACGGAGAGAACAUGCCCGGAACAGAUUGGAUAUCUGGGUAUAUGUGGAGCGAAACAUCCAGUUUUAAAGGGCCCAAACAAAAUAGGAAGAGACCCCCAAACAUGCAAUAUAAUUCUGAAUUUGAAUUCAAUCUCAAGACAACAUGCUGUGAUAAACGUACUAAAUAGUAAAGAGUUUAUGGUUAUGGACUUAGAUUCAGCCAACAAAACAAAAUUAUUAAAUAAAACAUUACAACCAUACAUACCCCAUCGAAUAAAAGAUGGGGAUACGGUGCAGUUUGGAGAUAUAUUCGGAGUGUUCAGGCUGUUGGAAGAAGACAAUGAGCUACCAAUGACUCAGGCUAUAGACAUUCCAGAGACACCGGUCACCUUCAAGCAUGUGUUCAAGCUCAAUAAGGCACCAACCACCUUAAUACCGGAGUCCCCUGAUGUCAGCGACAAGGAUGACUCCUUUUUGACUCCGUCACAGCCAAUAAGUGUGAAGUCGAGGUUAUCAAACUCUUUUAUAAAAACGAAUGCAACUCUACCAACACAAGGCAAAUCGCCUAAUACAUCAAUACCUCGGAGAUUAUUAUCACCAAAAAAAUCAACUUCAAGUUUUGUACACAAUCCUAACACUAGCCUGAAUGAAUCUGUCGUGUCUCUCAAAACUGGAAAUGUAUCGGAUAAUAUCUAUGAAGCAGACACCCAAGUACCUAACCUUGUUGCUAAUGAAAGUACAGAUUCAAUAUUUACUGCUGGUACGCAAAUCCCCCCCGAGAUAGCCAUGUCACCUAGUGUACAUACAAUGGACACACAAGUACCCACAGUGGACCAUGUUCAUACUAUGCACACGCAAAUGCACACAGUAGAGCAUUUGCCACAAGUUCGCAAAAUUAAUGACCAGCAUGAAAUGCAGAUAGAUAUUUAUGCAGAUAACAAGGAGAAUAACAAAGAUAUCUUCAAUGCUGAAACCCAACCAUUUGGUAUUGUGGAUGAUUCGAUAGAGAAUGUGAACAAAAAUAAAAGUAAUGUAUCAAAUAUAUCUAGAUCCUCAGCUGAAGGAGACAAAAAGGAUAUACUAAAUACUUCGGAAGAAGAAGUACUCUUUGAUGAUAUUGACGGUGAAUGCUUCGAAGAAGACUUCCAUUCUCAAAAUAUACUACAAGGUGAAAUACCAUUAAUAGAUGAAAAAGAUGAGUCAAAACCCAAAGACAGUCCAAUUCCAUGUAAUAGAGAUAAGGGACAAACUUCUGACGAUUUGACUGAUUGUGAAGAUAUAGACAUGUUACCAACUCAGAAAAUACCGGAACUAGCAAAACAAGAAACUAAAAAGGAACCAAAGAUACAAGACAAAAAUGAUCCAACCUGUUCUAAAAGGACAGUCCGUAUUAAAUCUGAUAGUUCUACAGACUGUGAAGAUAUUGAUGUAGCACCAACGCAAAUAGUAACUGAACUACCUGCCGUUAAAGAUUCUAAACUUAAUGCUGACAAAAUAACGAAUAAACCGUCAAAAAGAGUGAAUAGAAUCAAAUCUGACAGUUCGACAGAUUGUGAAGACAUUGAUAUAGCUCCUACGCAAAUAAUACCUGCACUACCUGUUGUGAAAGACUCUAAAAUUAAAACUGACAAAAUAACGAAUAAACCGUCAAAAAGAGUGAAUAGAAUCAAAUCUGACAGUUCGACAGAUUGUGAAGACAUAGAUUUAAUGGCUACCCAAAAGAUCCCCGAAAUAAAACCUGCCGAAGAUGAUGACGCCACCGAUUGUGAAGAUGACGUUAUUGUCGUGAAUCAAAAAGAACCUCCUCCAAUACCACUCAUUGAUGAUGAUACACAAAUUGCUACACAAAUAAUUGAAGUAGAUAAUAAUAAAAAAGAGAAAAUACCCCUUGAAGACAUGGCCACACAAAUUAUAAAUGUUGAUGAAGGUGUAUCUGGUUCUAAGAACGUAGCUUUUGAAGAUCAACCGACACAAAUAAUAGAGGAAGCAGUACCUGCUAAUAAAGAGUCCCUCAAAAAUCCUAUCAAUGUGAUUGAAAGUCCUUUUAAAAUACCAUUUCAGUCUCCAAUAAGGAUAAAAAGUAAAGAUAUACCUAAAGUAAAUGUAAAAGAUAAAAUUGAGAAAAGUAAUCCAAUCGAAGUAGACCCUAAUUAUUAUAAUGAUACACAAGACAUUUUUGAUGAUUUAUGUACACAAAGAGAUAAACCAGAGGUCCAGCUUACUACAGACGAUGAAGUCGUUCCAUGUUCCGUAGAAGAUUAUAAAGUAAAAGACAAAUUUGACGGUAUUGAGAAGGACUUAAGUCCUUUCAAAAAUGAAAAUGAUAAUAUUGCUGAAAUAGCAAAAUUGGAAAAAGUGCCUAGUGGUGAUCUAUCUGAUGUAGAUUCUACUCCGAAAAAGGCAAAACCUUUCGUUUUUACAGACAGUGAUUUACCAAGCAGCCAAGAAAUAAAAAAGUGUUUAGUAUCUCACACAAGGUCAUUCGGUACAGAAGAAUCAUCUAGCGAAUCCGAAACGGAAAACAGUAUACAUGAACCAUAUAAUCCAUUUAAAAAAAUUAAUAAAAAGAAAAGAAAACCCUCUGUUGUUGUUGAUCUGACUAAACGAUUGGAAGUUGAUAAAUUACCAGAAAGAGUAAUAACUCGCCAAAGGAAACCCGCCUUAAAUACUGAGAGCAUAAGUCCAAAUAUUUUAAAACCAACUUACUUAACUGAGCAGGAAGAUCACAUCGAUCAAGAAAUUAUCACGGAAAAUAUAAAACGUCUUAAAACAUACGAACGGGCAAAGAGUAACAAGAAUUCUAAGAAAGACGAAAGUGUUAAAGAAGAGAAAAAAGAAAACGUGUCUCGAAAGAAAACAGAUAAAGUUACCGAACCCAAAGAUAAGAUUAAAGGAAAAAUUGAAAAGCCCAAGAAAAAUGAAACUAAAUCAAAAUCUGAAACGCCUCGAACGAGUGAUAAAUCUCACAAUAAUCAGGUUCAAGAAGAAGAAAGUUUAGAUACCGCAACGGUCAGUAAACCUACUACCAGGAGCACUAGAUCUAAGAAAAAAGAUACUGAAUGUGAAACCAAUGAAAAUAAAUCAUCUAACUACAAAGUGACAGUGAAAGAUAAUAAGAAGAAGCGAACAAACAAGAAACAAGAGAAAGAAAGAUCAAAGUCGCCUGAAAUGGUAGCGAGAAGUACUGAAAGGGCAAGGACUCCAAAAUCGAGGUCGAAAUCACCUGAAAUGGAAGUUAGGAGGAGUAAAAGACAGAGGAAACCGAAAACGAAAUUCGAGGAAAGUGAAGUGAAAGCUCCUAAGUCUAUUCUGAAGAACAGUACUCAUGAGCAGAGCACGGUGUACAAUAUCUCGUCGUCGAGUAGUGAGUCACCGCGCAGUUUGAAGAGGUCUAUGUUGGACUGUAGUGACGCGCCCAGCUCCAAGCGCACGCGGGCACAGACCAACUCCUUGCGCACCAGCGGCAUCGGCAACGCGUCGUUACGGGCAACCCCGGCGAGAGUGAUGAAGACUCAUCACGUACUUUUCACGGCAUUCCCCAGCGCAGAUGUUAAACAAAAGUUGGAGAAACUAGGAGCAGUAAUAGUAACGAAUGUGAUGGAAUGCACGGUGGUGUUGACGAUGCAAAUAAAGCGUACAUUUAAACUGCUGUGUGCCGUGGGGCUGGGCCGGCCCAUCGUCGGGCCUGGCUGGGUGCAAGCCUGCGCCGACACACACAUGAUUGUUGAUCCUUGGCUAUACUUGGUGAAGGACGAGGCUGCUGAGCAGAGGUUCCAGUUCAACUUGCAGAGAACCCUGAGCAGCAAUAGAAAUUUCCUGAAGGGGUACAAUGUGUCCUCCACACCAAAUGUACAACCCAAUGCCUCUGAGAUGAAAUUGAUAGUGGAGUGUUCAGGCGGUACUUGGAAGGAAAGUGGACCAAACUGGGUCUGUGUGUCCUGUCCCAAGGAUAAGGAUCUCUGGCCAGCUCUCAGGCGACGUGGAGCCAUAAUGGUCUCCACGGAAUUCAUACUCGGGGGAGUAUUGAGACAGAAACUCGAAAUAGCCAGUAAUACCUUAAACUAAGUACAAUCUGCACAGUUACGUGGUAUGCAGGUAAGGAAAUAUACACAACAAAAGUUAUUAUAAUGGUUUCGAUGAAGGCAUUUCGAAUGAAUGCCAUGAAGUCUUUUGUAAUGAUUAAUUGACUACAUAGCCUAAAAAUUAUUUCUGUCACUGUACUGAAUUAAUCUUUAUUUUCGUUCCUACUUUUAAGUAAAUCUCAAUACUCUAAUAUUGAAAGUUUAUUAUAAAACGAAUUCUUAUAAGAAAACAGCGUAAUGCUCGUCAAAUAUCCAACCCGAAUGCCCGUUACCACUCUUUGCGCGGAAAACUUGUAAUCUGUCACAUUUGACAGAUGACAGCGCUGUCAUCUGUCAAAUGUUGACGCCACCAUGACAGCUAGUGCUGCCGAUAACACAGAUUAAAUACGUUGUCUAACACUACAUAUUAAGUAACUGUGCAAAUUGUACAUUGAAGAGACCCGGAUACUUAACCAUUAAUGCAUUUUGAAGGACAUUUUUUCUUAGAUAUUUUUGAUGUCUUUUUUAACAUAGAGUGGUAGAAAACUGCCUUGUGUCAAAAGAUUCGUCAAGUAAUGUGCUCAAUAUUUUGAUUGUUGUCAAGAGUAUGACAUAAAAAAUUUAGACAUCUACACUAUUUUACUCACAUACACACAGUCUAUAGUAGCCAGGUGCCACAGUCGUUGUUUCAAGAGACUAUGUCCCCCUUUUUUCACCGGCUUUGCUUCCCAGUGAAAUAUAGCAUUUUAGUGGAACCUCCGGAGGCUUUAAUCCUCUCCUUUUUCUUCUUUUAGUUUUAAUCGAAAUGAUGCAAGUUGAUUAAUGUUCGUAAUAAUAAUACAGGCAGGCUCUGAAAUCUAAUGUUUCUUGUAAAUAAAUCUAUUUUGACCAUCGAGUUUUUACGGAAUAUUUUAGAAGAAACUCAUAAAGUACAAAUCUCGUGUCUGUUUAAAAUUAUUCAGUAAAUAUCUACCUAAUAGUAACUGCUGUAGGCCUUUUGUUGUAGUAGUAAAGCUGAUAUUUGUUGUUUAAAAUUACAUGUAAAUAUUUCAUUUUGUAUUUGAUAAUUUUCGAUUACUUGUUUUACCUAUUUUUGUGUAGUGUUCAAGGACUUUAAGCUGGUGGCUAGGCAACUGUUAGUGGUAAGUUUUUAGAAUUUAAAAUGUACAGUUAGAUUGUAGUGCAUCGUCUUUUGUGUCCUUAAAUGAGAGAUCUAAAAGAUGUUACGUAAUAUGGUAUAACUGGAUAAUUAAUAAUUUAUAAAAGAUUUCUUUAAUAUGGAUUAAAUUGAUUAAAAUAAGUCCAGGUUUUGCACCCAAUUUUUCUCCAAUCAACAAUUAUUUUAAUAAUGCAUCACAAUUAAGUUAACUUUAGCAUUUAUGAAGCUCUGAAAAAUCGUUGUUUUACCUGCAUUACUGUCCACUACUCUGCAACCAAUUCAAUAGAUAUAAAAAAAUAUUUUCUGUACACACGCAUUAUAUAUUUGUUGAAAUAUUAUGGCCGAUUUUUCCACAAACUAAAGGCAUAUCCUUUAUUUUGUGUACAAAGUUUCAGCAGAUUCUUUUUUACCAACAAACAAUUAUUGUCAUACUAUCUAUCGUAAUAUAAUGUAUGUAAUUAUUAUUUUUGUUUAUAUUAUGUAGAAUUUUAACCGCGUAAAAUUAGAUCUGUUCCUAUGUGAUUUGGUAAUAAAAAGAAAAUUGUGUUAUAAAAUGAGGAGCGUAGUUUUUAGAGGGCGCUAGUGUAGUUUUAUGUCGACCAAGGGUACUUUGAUUACGGAAAUUUUGAACAAAUUCUGACAGAACUAGUGGGGUCGUCUGAUUAGUCUUCAAAUAUAACCAAAACCUUCAUGUAUUUUUAAUUUUAUUAUUGUAAUGUUUAAUUCAUUUAAUUGUUUCAAUUUUAUGCCUUUAUUAUAGGAUAGU